Molecule: messenger RNA, 1971 nt
Organism: Magnusiomyces paraingens
Lineage: Eukaryota; Fungi; Ascomycota; Dipodascomycetes; Dipodascales; Dipodascaceae
Exons: 1
Coding region: 1-1971 (656 amino acids)
Biological process (GO): rRNA processing
Cellular component (GO): nucleus
Molecular function (GO): RNA binding
Source: RefSeq, a predicted model, not a curated record
AUGGCACCGACAAAAGAAAAAGGCGGGUCAACUAAGCCCGUCACUAGUGAUCCUCGUUUUGCAAGGGUUCAUAACGAUCCUAGAUUUCGCAUCCCCAAGCAACGACUUCAAAAAGUUAAAAUCGAUGAGCGUUUCCGUGAGCGGUUACAAAAUGAUGAAGACUUUAAAAAGCGACCAACAGUUGACAAGUAUGGUAGAAAGAAGAAUGUUGAAAGUGCUGAGAAGGAGCUUAGCAAAUAUUAUAAUUUGAAAGAAGGUGAUGAUGAAAGCGACGAAGAAUAUAGUGAAGAGGAAUCCAGUGAAGAUGAAGACGAGCAAGAAGAUAAGGCUGAGAAGAAAGUUUCAAAACCCAAAACCGACGAAGGAAACGAAGAUGAGGCCAGAGAAGCAGCAGAAAAAUUAAAAAAGUUUCGACGAGCUCGUGGUGAAAUUGUUGAUGAUUCUUCUGAAAGUUCAUCAGAUGAGGAUUCUAGUGACGAAUCAGAAGAGGAAGAUCUGGUUAUUGAAGAAAACGAGGUCCCCCUGGGAGAUGAGACUACCACAUUUGCUGCUGUUAACAUGGAUUGGGACAAUAUUCGUGCUGUUGAUUUGAUGGCUACCUUUUCAAGUUUUGUUCCACCUAAUGGACGGAUAGAGUGGGUGAGAAUAUAUCCCAGUGAGUACGGCAAGGAAAAAAUGAACCAGGAAGCAGUUUCAGGCCCGCCACGAGAUCUUUUUAAAAGUAAGAAUAAGAAAGAAGAAAGUGACAGCGAAGACGAAGAAGAGGAUAAACCCCUUUUUGAGGUUGAUAAUGGUGAGGAUGUUGAAAGCAAUUCUUUAAGAAAAUACCAGCUGCAACGUCUGAGAUAUUACUAUGCAGUAGUCAAAUGCAACAGCAUUGGCACCGCACGCAGCAUUUACGACAACUGUGAUGGUGCCGAAUACGAAGCUACAGCCAAUUUGUUUGACUUGAGAUAUAUUCCUGAAGGUGAGACCUUUGAAGAUAAGCCUCGGGAUGAGUGUACCCUCGUUCCCGCAAACUACCAGCCACCAAAUUACGCAACCGACGCACUUCGUCACUCUAAAGUUCGUUUAACAUGGGAUGAGACCCCAGUUGAGCGCAUGCAGUUUGCAGCCAAGGCAUUUAGCAGGAAGGAGAUUGAGGACAUGGAUGUCAAGGCAUACUUGGCAAGUGACUCUGAGGAAGAAGAAGAUGACGACAAGGAGCAGAAAAAGAAUCUUUACAAGUCGUUAUUGGGUCAGAGUGAUUACAGUGCUGUUUUCAAUGGUGAAGAUAAGGACGAUGUUGACAUGGAGAUUACAUUUACUCCCGGCCUGGACGAAAAGAAGAAGACUGAAGAGGAGGUCGAAGAGACGACGAUUGAAAAGUAUAAGCGCAAGAUGAAGGAGCGCCGCAAGAAGCACCAAGAUAAGAUCAAGGAAGAGAAGGAAGUUGAGAAGGAAGAAAAGUCAAAGAAGAAGGGUAAGAAGGGUAAGAAAGAAAAGGAGGAUGAAGAAACUAGCAAGGAGACUGCUGAACUUGAGCUUUUGAUGACAGAGGAUGGCGGUGAGAAACGUUUGGAUCAUUUCAACAUGAAGGAGAUUAUGAAGGCCGAGAAGCAGCUCAAGAAGAAGGGUAAGAAAGGUAAAAAGGGUGCUGAGGAAAUGACGGCACCAGCAGGUCUUGACUUUAAGCUUGAUGUGAAUGAUGAACGUUUCCAGGCUCUUUACGAGGACCACGAUUUUGCAAUUGAUCCCACCAAGCCGCAAUUUAAGAAGACACAAAACAUGGACCGUCUUAUGGAUGAACGACGGAAACGUGCAGCGGAGCACGCUGAGGACGAUUCAGAGGCUGCGCCGGCGCCCAAGAAAAAGGGCAAGUCUGCGUUUGAUGCUGAGAAGAAGCAGAAGAAACAAAAACUGGAGGCUGGCGACCAGUCGUUGUCGGCGCUGGUAGACAAGGUCAAACGGCGUGCACGAGCGGGGAAGUGA